UUUCUGGCUCAGUCGCACAGUGGCGCGGUGACUGCCGGAAGCAAUUCCGCGGUGGUUGCCGGGAUCGUGCUGAUGUGGCCCCCCCUUCCCCCGCCCCGUCCCGGGAUGUCGGAAGAAACCCGACAGAGCAAAUUGGCUGCGGCCAAGAAAAAGUUAAGGGAAUAUCAGCAGAAGCACAGCCCUGGUGUUCCUGCAGGAGCUAAGAAAAAAAGAAAGAUCAAGAAUGGGAGUAGCCCUGAGACAACCACUUCUGGGGAUUGUCCCACACCUGAGGAUAUUCAGGACAUUCUGAAGGUGCUGGUGUCCGACCUUAACCGCUCCAAUGGGGUAGCGAUCCCCCCAUUGGACAAGUGGAAGGCACCUAAAGAUAGUGCAGAUCUUGUUACAUCGUCUGCUGAUGACACCGUGUCACCUGGCGGUGUCCUUUCCCCCUGUGCUAGUCCCCUCCGUGGCACUAGCAUGGCAACGACUCAGAACCAUGAUGCUGAAAAUGGUCCUGUUCCCAUUGAUGAAAACACAUCUUUCUCAUCCACCGAGAGCCUGCGACAGCUAUCUCAGCAGCUCAACGGUCUUGUGUCCGAGUCUUCACCUUAUAUCAAUGGGGAGGGCCUAGCAUCUCCUGCUAACAUAAAGAAGCUGGAGAGCCGGUACCACGAACUAUCACUAGCCCUGGACUCCAGCAAUCUAACAAACAAACAACUCAGUAGCAAGAUAGAGGAAUUGAAACAAGAGAACCAGGAAACUCUGGAUCAACUGGAAAAAGAAAAGAAGGAAUUUGAGCAGAAGCUUGCGAAGGAACAAGGGGCUCUGAGAGAACAGCUGCAGGUCCACAUCCAGACCAUCGGGAUUCUAGUGUCUGAGAAGACGGAACUGCAGACCGCCCUGGCUCACACCCAGCAGGCAGCCCGGCAAAAAGCAGGAGAGUCGGAGAAUCUGGCUAGUCGCCUGCAGUCUUCCAGGCAGCGCGUGGGCGAGCUGGAGCGGACGCUGUCUGCCGUGUCCACGCAGCAGAAGCAGGCCGAUAGGUACAACAAGGAAUUAACCAAAGAGCGAGACACCCUCAAGCUGGAAUUAUACAAGAACAACAAAAGCAAUGAGGACCUAAAGCAGCAGAAGUCGGAGCUGGAGGAGAAGCUGCGGCUCAUGGCGACAGAGAAGGCAGCCAUGCAGCUGGGGAUGGAGGAACUUCAGAAGAAACUGGAGAUGUCGGAGCUGCUGCUGCAGCAGUUUUCUACUCAGCCUACCCCUGACAGCAGCCAGCAGUUGCAGCAGGCCCUGGAGGAGCGGGCACAGCUGGAGACCUGUGUGGGGCAGCUGCAGGACUCGCUGAGGCAGCUGCAGGCAGAGAGAGACCAGUAUGUGGCGAAUCUGAAAGAAGACAGCACCGUUUGGCAGCAUAAGAUGCAGCAGAUGAAUGAGCAGCUGAACAAGCUGAGGGCAGAAAAAGAGCACAGCAUGAGUCAGGUGCAGGAGCUGGAGACCAGCUUGGCCGAACUGAGGAACCAGGCAGCGCCCCCAUCAGGGCCCUCGGAGACUGAACAGCGGCUGCAGGCAGAGGCUGAGCAGUUACAGAAGGAAGUGGAGAGCCUGGCCAGGCAGCUACAGGCGCAGGUGAAAGACAAUGAAAACCUGAGCCUCCUGAAUCAGGAGCAGGAGCAGCGGCUGAUGGAGCUGGAGCGGGCGGCCGAGUGCUGGGGGGAGCAGGCGGAGGAGCGCAAGCAGAUGCUGGAGAGCAUGCAGAGCGACCGCACCACCAUCAGCCGCGCGCUCACGCAGAACCGCAAACUCAAGGAGCAGCUGGCUGAGCUGCAGAACGGAUUCGUCAGGCUGUCCAACGAGAACAUGGAGAUUACCAGCGCGCUGCAUUCGGAGCAGCAUGUCAAGAAGGAGCUGGCCAAGAAGCUGGGCCAGCUGCAGGAGAACCUGGGAGAGCUGAAGGAGACGGUGGAGGUCAAGAGCCAAGAGGCACAGGAUCUGCAGCAGCAGCGAGACCAGUACCUAAGCCACCUACAGCAGUAUGUGGCCGCCUACCAGCAGCUGGCCGCCGAGAAGGAGCUGCUGCACAAGCAGAUGGUACUGCAGACCCAGCUCGUGGACCAGCUGCAGCACGAGGACAUGCAGGGCAGGAUGGCGGUGGAGACAGCCCGGCAAGAGUUACAGGAUGCCCAGGGGCGCCUGGAAGCUGCCAACCAGCAUAACCAGCAGCUACAGGCCCAGCUGAACCUCAUGGCUGUGCCUGGGGAAGGAACUGAGCUUGACAUUGAGGAUGAGGACAAGGCCGGGGAAGCUCCCCGGCCAAAGCUGAGCGUGCCAGAGGAGCUGGAUAGCCGAGAGGCCGUGGUGGAAUUUUUUAACUCGGCCUUAGCCAGUGCCGAGGAAGAGCAGGCACGACUCCGAAGGGAGCUGAAGGAGCAGAAGCUUCGCUGCCAACGCCUGGCUCACCUGGCAGCUCCAGCCCAAGAUGGGGUGGAGAAGGAGGCCCCAGCCCCCGGGACCGAGGGGGACAGUGUGUCAGCCCCCGGGACCGGGGGGGACAGUGUGUCAGCCCCCGGGACCGGGGGGGACAGUGUGUCAGCCCCCGGGACCGGGGGGGACAGUGUGUCAGCCCCCGGGACCGGGGGGGACAGUGUGCCUGUGGAGAUCCACCAGGCCCUCCAGGUGGCCAUGGACAAGCUGCAGGGCCGCUUUACUGAACUCAUGCAAGAGAAAGUGGAUCUGAAGGAGCGGGUAGAGGAACUGGAACAUCGCUGCAUCCAGCUGUCCGGAGAGACAGACACUAUCGGAGAGUACAUUGCUCUCUAUCAGAGCCAGAGGGCGGUGCUGAAGGAGCGGCACCGGGAGAAGGAGGAGUACAUUAGCCGGCUGGCUCAGGACAAAGAGGAAAUGAAGGUGAAGCUGCUGGAGCUCCAGGAGCUGGUGUUACACCUGGUGAGCGAGCGUAAUGAAUGGCAAGGCAAAUUCCUGGCUGCCCAGAACCCUGCUGGGGAGCCCACCAUGGCGCCCCCAGCCCCCCAGGAGCUUGGCGCUGCUGAGAACCAGGGUGGUCUCCUGGAGGUGAGCCUCUCGGACAAUGUGGAGCCCACCCAAGGGGAGGCCCUGCUGGGCCAGACCCUCACCGAGAACCCCACCGCGCAGCAGAUCAUGCAGCUGCUGCGCGAGAUCCAGAACCCCCAGGAGCGCCUAGGCUUGGGCAGCAACCCCUGCAUCCCCUUUUUCUACCGGGCUGACGACAACGACGAAGUGAAGAUCAUGGUGGUCUAAGUGCCUGAGGCUGGCAGGCAGAGACCAGAGAACUGGGGCCGGGGGCUCUGCCCCCACCCAUCCCCGCCACCCUGUCCCUCCUCCCUGCCCCUCCUUCCCAGUCACGUUGUCAUCCCUAGACUAGCAAGCUAACGCCCCUGGAAAGGGGAAUAAGCCCCCCCCUCUAAUGGGGGGAGACACAUAGGUGCAGACCCCUGGCCGUCUUGGCCAGGGCUGUGUCUUGAUCUCUGGACGAUUAAUAGUUCCAGAAAAACAAAGAGCCAGAGGCUCGAUAAAGACAGUUGAUUUAGGAGGCUGCCCUUCUCGGGGAGCAGGGGCUCCCUGGUAGCCUCUUCACUCCCAUCAAGCAGUCCUUCAUUAAGAGGGGCUUAUGCAUCCUCUAUUCAGAGGCACUUUGGGGCACAAGUGUCCCCCCCUGUCCAGCUAGACAACUGGGCAGCACUCUAAUAGGCCUUGGGAAGUUGGGGCAAACCGAGGCCAGGCAAGGACAUAAGCUGGUGGCGGAAUGGGCUCCCUCCCCAGUGUUUAUACUGUAACUGUGUAACAUUUUGUAUAUUCUGGAGGUAGAGCAGCCCCCUGUAUCACAGGGGAGGUCAGAGCUGGUAAAUGGGGAGGAGUUUCCAUUAAAUAUCUGGGGCUGGGGAAACUUAUUUAUUGAUAACGUAGGAUGGAGAGGAGGUGGAGGCGGGGACGGGUUUGUGCCCGGGUGAGUCGACUCCUGUUUCAUUUCACUUUUUAUUUCAGAAUAAAUGGAUUUAGCCAUA
Phacochoerus africanus (Common warthog) is the source of this 4025-nucleotide messenger RNA. It is a transcript of the gene GOLGA2, whose product is annotated as golgin A2. Gene Ontology annotation, cellular component: Golgi cis cisterna; cis-Golgi network; Golgi apparatus. Gene Ontology annotation, biological process: spindle assembly; Golgi organization. The record is from RefSeq and is a predicted model, not a curated record. Gene Ontology annotation, molecular function: protein binding. The transcript is spliced from 27 exons. Lineage: Eukaryota; Metazoa; Chordata; Mammalia; Artiodactyla; Suidae. The coding region runs from base 73 to 3261 and encodes 1062 amino acids.